This is a messenger RNA of Meloidogyne enterolobii, 306 nucleotides long. The record is from the annotation of a GenBank genome assembly. NCBI's taxonomy places the organism in Eukaryota, Metazoa, Nematoda, Chromadorea, Rhabditida, Meloidogynidae.
GGUACUUUUUAUUAAUAUCGCGCCAACCAUCUCACCCCUAUUUGAGUCCAAGAUCACUUUUCCUAUUAUUCUCUGCCUCAAAAUGGUCAAAUUAGCUUUCUUAUAAAUGUUGAUUUUUGCCGUUAGAUUGCUUUUUGCUUUCCUUAAACUGCUUGAGGAGAAAAUUAAUCUGGACUCAAAUAGUGGGGAGGGAUACUUUGUUAUAAACAGGGAGGGAUACUUUAUUCAUCAAAAUCGAGAAUAUCGAGUUCACAUGCCAGCCAAAAUUUACAAUUCGCCCAAUUUUUAUUUAUUCUGCUAAAUCUC